Microbotryum saponariae is the source of this 2303-nucleotide messenger RNA. NCBI's taxonomy places the organism in Eukaryota, Fungi, Basidiomycota, Microbotryomycetes, Microbotryales, Microbotryaceae. The record is from the annotation of a GenBank genome assembly.
AUGGCUGCACUUCCAAACGACUUCAGUCUCGCGGCCCUCGAAUCCGCUUACGGUCAGGGGAUCCCGUGCCCGUCGGACUUCAGUUUCCCCUCCCACGUCCUGGACCGAUGGACCUCGAAGCAACCCCAAGCCCCGGCUAUCAUCUGGGCUUCCCCCGAUUUCAAACAAGAACGCAUCGUCAGCUAUAAAGAGUUGAGCGAUUUGUCCAACCGUGCGGCACUGGCGUUUGAGAAGCAUGGGAUUAAGAAGGGGGAUAAGGUGAUGGUGCAGUUGCCGAGGGUCGCAGAGUCAGUCUUGAUCGAGUCACACUCUGGCUUCUUUGUUUCCUUUCGCGGGGUUGGGAGCUGAUGUGAUUCUUUGUAUUGUAGAUGGUGGAUCGUCAUCUUUGGUUUGAUGCGAUUGGGUGCGGUGCCCGCUCCCGGGACAUCAUUGCUCGUUGCCAAAGGUGGGGCCCCAAACCGUUGUUCGGCCAUCCCGGCUUGCGGGGAAAAGCCCUGCAGCAUGCAGAGGGUAGGUACUGACGCCGCGGUCUCCUUUCAUUCCACUUCAAUCAGAUCUCAAAUUCCGAGCCACGAGCUGCAAAGCCACGGCCUUCGUCGGUGACACUGAAGCGUGCUCUCGCUUCCAAGACAUCUCAAGCGAGGUCGGCGUCUCGCUCGUCUUCCAAGUUCGAACUCAGGAUGACGGUGACCUGGGCAGAUCGAGGAUCGAUUUCCAGGAUGCGGUGAGCAAGGUCCCAAAGGAAGCCAAAUGUGACCACGUGCAACAUGCUUCGAAUGAUUUGGCACUUUUGUACUUUAGUGAGUUGGCCGGAGCAGCGGAAAAAUUUGUCCCAAGUCGCCGGUAGAGGUCUAAUCAGAACUGGCUAUAUUGUACAGCAAGUGGAACAACGGGUGAUUCCAAGAUGGUGCUGUUGGAGAACGAAUAUACUCUCGGGCACACUAUCACGGGCGCGUGGUACCAUCUAGCGCCCGGAAAGGGUCAGUAUAUGUCACCCGUCCCUCGGUCCAGAAAUUUCAUCCUGGCUGACGCCCACACGCCUGAACUUACUCAGUCUUCGCGAACAUGGCCGACCUGGGCUGGGCCAAAGCUGCCUACUCAACUUUUGGAUGCUUCAAUCACGGAGCAACCCUCUUUGUCCAACCUCCCCCACCCGGAGCGUUCCACCCUUCGUCCGUGAUCGAUAUCCUCCAUCGCUACCCCAUCACCUCGCUCUGUGCGCCGCCGACAAUCUACCGCACGCUUGUCACCUCGGCCGCAUUGGAAUACCUCGCUUCGCACCCCGUCAAAGCGCUCGAUCAUUGCUGCAGUGCGGGAGAACCUUUGAACGCGAGUGUGAUCAAGGAAUGGAGGGACAAGACAGGGAUCACGAUCAAGGAUGCGUGGGGGCAGACCGAGACGGUGAUCAUGGUUGGGAACUUUGCGGGGGAGAAGGUCAAGGAAGGCAGUAUGGGUAAAUGUGCACCUCACUUUGUCGUGGGCAUCAUAGGUCCGAAUGGGGAGGAGUUGGAGGAUGGUCAAGAGGGAGAACUGGCGGUCAGAACCGACGUCGGCGGUGGCGCCAAGUGGAUCUUCAAAGGUGAGCGUUCUUUGACCGGCGGGACGUGUUCCAGGAUCUCUCGGGCACUGACGUCCUCGUGGUUGGCGAUUCCACAGGCUACAUCAAGAAGGGCAAGAUUGACAAGCGGGAAAAGAAAUUUGGAGGCAAGACGUGGUACUGCACCGGAGACCGAGGUGUGCGGGACACGGACAAGUACUUCCACUUUGUCGGGCGGGACGAUGAUGUAAGCCUCUACGUCAUCGAACUCAAGUCGGUGUGGUUCUGGGAUACUGAUGGGCUUCGAAUCUAUUUUCACCGUAGGUCAUCACCUCCUCUGGCUACCGUAUCGGUCCCUUCGAGGUCGAGAGUGCACUCAAGGUAGGCCAUCGUGAAGGAUGGUGGCUUGUGCACCUGGCUCACAUCUGGUUCGCCAUGACCUCUACAGGCCCACCCAGCGGUUCUCGAAUCUGCCGCCGUCGGUUCCCCCGACGAAGCGCGAGGUGAGAUUGUGAAAGCAUUCGUGAUCCUGAGCGCCGAGUACGCGCACAGGGGUAAAUCCGAAGGGCCGGACCGCGACGCGCUCGUGCUCGAACUGCAAGACUUCUUCAAGAAGCAAACGGGGCCUUACAAGGUACCUCGGGAGAUUGAAUUUGUGGAGGAUCUUCCCAAAACGGUUUCGGGCAAGAUUAGGAGGAUCGAGCUGAGGCAGGCCGAGUACAAGAAGAAGGCCCACAUCGUCGCGAAGCAGAAGGCCAAGUUGUAA